Messenger RNA from Eremomyces bilateralis CBS 781.70, 1925 nucleotides. RefSeq lists its product as uncharacterized. NCBI's taxonomy places the organism in Eukaryota, Fungi, Ascomycota, Dothideomycetes, Eremomycetales, Eremomycetaceae. The coding region runs from base 500 to 1609 and encodes 369 amino acids. The record is from RefSeq and is a predicted model, not a curated record. The transcript has a single exon.
CGUAUUAAUUCCAUCAGAUCAAAUGGACCGUCCUGUAAUUAGUGUCUCCAACUCAUGGUUUGGCCAGCAUAAGUCCAUGCUUUGGUCAUAUCAGCCUCACUACCGUAAUGCUUACCACUAACCAAGAAGAUCGUGGACAGAUCGUCAGCUUUUCGGGGGACACGCAUCCAGUUUGCGCACAGCCACCUCAGCAGUCCAUUUGCAUCGAAGUAAAUAUUUUUUUCUAUUAAUAUUUGGAGACAGGCUAUUAAGCAACGUCCGACCCGCUGUUUCUAUCAAUUCGAUCUGUUGAAGUCGUAAACCAUUUUCAAUGGCGUCACCCGUCGAGGCGAGGUCUCUUUCGACGAUUACAACCAUUGCUGCUAAUCCUCCUGAUUAUCCACGCAAUCCAACUCAUGAAAGACAAGAUCCACUUGUUCUUUAUAUCGCUCGUGUUCCUGGCAGUCGGGGUAAGGUGAUUACUUGUUUUGCCAUCAACCAUCGCUAAUCCACCCAAGACAUGUUCCUGACACCAGUCAAACCGAGAGAUAAAGUGGUGAGCGCAGAGGACGUGCUUAGCGCUCUUUACUAUGUUCAUGUCGAUCGACCAGAGGACCAGGAUUUUCUUGAGUCCGCAAGAAGCCAGAGACUCCCAACACAGGAUGCCGUUCCAUUGGAUUCCAGCUACCGUAUCCCUCGAAAGGAUUUGCCUGCAGUGUCCGAACAUGGUCUGCCACCGAGCAACUCUAGGCCUCUCCCGGAUCUGCCAGACUUAGAGCCUUGGAAUCGGUCGUCUCCUAUCCCAGAAGCAGACGGACUUGGAUGGCCACCGAAAGGUCCUAGAAACGAGCCGGCCUCGUCACCUUUUCGAAUUGCUAGGAAACAGCCCCCGAAUCGGAAUCCAGAUUCUCCUAGAUCCGCCUAUCCAGGUCCAAGGAGCUUAGUCGCAGACUCUAGUGAUCACCCGCCUUCUCUUAGCAUGGACAUAUCGACAGAAACCACAUCGAUGACUCCGACCGGAAUAGCUUCUCACGGAUUUCCCCCCGAGGAUGUGCUCACGCUUAUUCGAAGGGAUCCGGCAUCAGAUUCCCAAUGGAAUGUAGCAACAAUCUCCGAUCCAGUUCCGAUAAACGUCUCUUCGCACCCUUCCAAAAGCGAGGCAACCUUUAUCCGCAAAAGUGGCACCCCUCUGUAUGUGGAGGUCAGCAACCCAGGGUAUAGCAAGUUUAUAGCUUCCGCAACUACAGGAAUCAAUAAAUCGCAACUCUCGGUGUCGGACGAUCGUCGGGUGCGGUGUGACGUGUUUUGGCGCCGAAUUUGGGUUGAGGGGUCUCAGAUCUCCGAGCGUCCGUUUUCUGAUGGCCACCGGAAGAGCCAUUCCCAUGAUAGCACCAGCAGAUUCACUGCGGCACUCAAGGUCCGCAGCCGACACCAGAGCAAGCCGUCUUUUGAUUCGGGAGGUCAUAGACCGUCUUCCUUCGGCCCCUCCCAAAAUCGGCUUGAACUGUCAGCAACAGAACGGAAACGGUCUGCGAAGAGAUGCUAUACAUUCCUAAGCCCUUGGGGUGGAAGGUGUGAGUUUAUUGAGAGUUUAGUGACAGGGUCUCUCAAGGUAUGUUGGAUUCGAUGAUGCAGCAAUCCAGCGCUGAACUUGGUAGUGUAAGCAUUCUCCAAUAGUUGGGUCCUCGGCUUCAAUCGGUCCUCCUUCUGUCGUCAGCGAACUUCGAUUCAAUCUCCCUGGAACCGUGUCGACGGCAUCGAGGGAGGGACCAAUACGGUAUACGAAGAGUGAAAGCAAUAGUGAAGCCUCACUCCCGACGAAAUCCACGCCUAGCCUUGGGAGGGAUAGAGGACAACACAUUCGUCCGCCAACUGAUGAGCUUAACCUUGCCUUGGGACAAGAAAAAGCAGGCGGAGGCAUUGGAGGAAAGAAGGCGAAGUUAGGG